AUGUCUGUCAAUAGUCCGUGCGGUAAUCCACCGAACCAUGUGGUUUACUUAGAGCAUGUUAAGGCGCGAAUCACCAUCAUGUCAGAAAUGCGCGGCAAUUUGCGGAUAUUUUUGACUUCUCCUGCAGGAACUGCCUCGACUUUGUUACCUCUACGAGAUCACGACAAAAUGAGGUCCGGUUUUCGAGACUGGGCGUUCAUGACCACCCAUAACUGGGGCGAGAAGGUGGCUGGAAAAUGGACGCUGGAAGUGGAGAACAAAUACUGGUCUGACGCAACGCUGUUGAAGUGGCAACUAAUUUUCUACGGCACAUCGUCAGCGGUCGACCCUUCCGGUGGAGGGAUGGCGACGGACGAUCACUCGGCAUUCCCUGUCAGCGACGACACCCAUAGCGCCGCAGUGUCGUUUGACGUCUCUUUGUUUCGCACUGGACUGUUGUCAUUUGCGCUGACGGUUUUUGCAAUAAUGCUCGUUUGUUCGUGUGUGCAGUACGUUGCUUGGAAAGCUCGCCAAGCGGAAGAGUAUAAAUACGCCUUUUCUCCUGUAUUUGAUGACCCAACACAACAUUACUGCUUCGUUGCCAAUUCCAAGCCGAUUGAAAAGGAGGAUUGGAGACCGUGGCGAAAUCUCCGUAAAAUAUCGUCACCUGCCCUUCAUGGUAUUGAGGUAACCGAAAUUUAUACCAGCUCAGUCGUCGCCCGGGUUACCAAGCGUCGCACAGACUGCUGGGAUACUGAGGGAUACCAGAACCUGCUCUUGGACCUCUACCAGCCAGGAACGUAG
Molecule: messenger RNA, 783 nt
Organism: Soboliphyme baturini
Lineage: Eukaryota; Metazoa; Nematoda; Enoplea; Dioctophymatida; Soboliphymatidae
Source: the annotation of a GenBank genome assembly